Molecule: messenger RNA, 279 nt
Organism: Echinostoma caproni
Lineage: Eukaryota; Metazoa; Platyhelminthes; Trematoda; Plagiorchiida; Echinostomatidae
Source: the annotation of a GenBank genome assembly
GCUGUGGCCACAAGUAACUUUAGUCGUUCAUUUGACUCGAUCACGAACAGCGUUGGAUCCGGUGGAAUCACAUCCAAUGUGAUCGAAUUGCCUCCCUCGGCAAGUGCACACGAUACGCUGUCCGCAGUCAGUGCUCCAGUCGGUACAGCCACAGCACGGCCCAAAUCUACCCCAGCAGUUUGCUAUCCCGUCAUGAGUUCGGCCGGUGUUUCCACUUCUCGAACACGAUCGUUCGGUGCAGCCGAUCACGAAAUAUUGACCUCCAAACGACCUGGUUAG